Cucurbitaria berberidis CBS 394.84 is the source of this 872-nucleotide messenger RNA. NCBI's taxonomy places the organism in Eukaryota, Fungi, Ascomycota, Dothideomycetes, Pleosporales, Cucurbitariaceae. The record is from the annotation of a RefSeq genome assembly.
CUCUUUCAAAUAUUCCCCAAUCACCCACUCUCAUCACCACAACGCAUAAGCAAGCACCACGAAACACAAAUAUCUCAACCCACUCUAAAAAAAAAGUAGAUCAGCAGAAAAUCACAAUCCAUAACUCGCGCUCUACAAUGGACCGUCGUAACAAUCUCCGCAGCGGUAGAACAUCCGGCCGUCAGUCCUAUGUCGAUCCAAAUGACGAAUUCUUCGACGAUGAUCGAUCUGGCUAUGAACGUAGUGGUUUCAAUAGCUACGCAGGUACCUCUGACCCUUACUCCCGCCGCGGUACUUCUACCCGUUCUUCCCCUCGCUAUGCCACGGUCGGUCCUACAUCUCACCCUAGCUCUUACAAUGGGGCUUCUCGUGCGUAUGAGUCGUCUCGUUCUCAAGGACAGCAUUACACAUCUGGAUCCCAGCGCUACACCGACUUUGGUACUGGCGCAGAACAGAACUAUGGCGCUCGGCACGCUACGCAAGACGCCUUUUCAUCUCGCGGCGGGAAUGGUACUUCGCGCUCUAAGGACACAUACCAGGAUUUCGAUGGUCAUGAUGGCAGUGCAGCAGAGCAUCGCUUCGUAGACGAGUUCAAUCGCACUGGUCGUACCAAGACGGCAUAUGCGUCUGAGUAUGAGAAGCUGCCUCGACGACAUCCAGAUAGUGGCUCCCGUGGCAACAUAGAUGAUACCGAUGGCUUUUUUGACGGCUUCGGUGACGUGCAAGAUAUGGGCCCGCUUCCUUCUUUCGAUCGCAAUAUGCGUUCUCGUUCAUCUCGGGGCGAUCCGCGCGGCAUGAAGGGUGAUCAGUCUUCGUCUUCUAGUCGUCGUACUGGCCGUUCUUCAUUUGGGGAUCAGUUCGGUCGGCGGUAG